AUGGCAACCGUGCUUCUCAUCCUCGACGUUCAAAACGGGGUGAUCAACCGCCUCGAGAACACAGCACCCUAUCUCGACCGUCUGGCAUCAACCGUCAACAAAGCCCGCAAAGCAAACAUCCAAGUCAUCCAUGUCGUGACCGCAUUCCGACCAGGCUACCCAGAGAACAACCCAAACAACUCAUCUGUUCCUGCUGUUGUUGCACGCGGCGAAUACCUCGAGGGCGACGACUCGGUCCAAGUGCACCCACUGAUUGCACCAAUCAACAACGAAGUCACUCUCACCAAGUGUCGGGUCUCUGCGUUCUUCUCUACGGAAUUGGAUAUGCUACUGCGUUGUGCCAAGGCGGAGACUAUCGUUGUUGCUGGCCUGAUUACUAGUGGCGCGGUAUUAUCGACUGUGCGUCAGGCUAUGGAUUUGGAUUACCGUACCACGAUCCUGGAGGACUGUUGCAUGGAUCGGGAUGAGGAGGUUCACCGGGUUUUGAUGGAGAAGGUGUUUGCGCGGAAGGCUGAGAUUGUUUCUGGGGAGGAAUGGGCCAAUGGUCUUGCGAAAUAG
Penicillium olsonii is the source of this 558-nucleotide messenger RNA. NCBI's taxonomy places the organism in Eukaryota, Fungi, Ascomycota, Eurotiomycetes, Eurotiales, Aspergillaceae. The record is from the annotation of a GenBank genome assembly.